GUACAUGACCCGAUUUGUCGCAUAACAUCAAACCUACUGCGAUCCAAAUCUGUAAUCUUCUCACGAUAUCCCUCGUAUUGAACGCUUGUACCACCGUCCGCAUCGUGACGGACACUAAGCACACGCUGUCCCGCUGUUGUGGCAGCAUAGCUCGAGACCACGAGAAACGUCCAGACACGAAGUGGAAGAAGCAGGAGCAGAAGAAGAACGUCCAGGCGUCAAUGGGAGGCAUGGAGUCGGAAAGGGCCUUAGACGAGUCCGAACCGCACCACGGAGGAGCAGCCCACGAAGACGAAUCGGAGGAAACAACUCGGAUUCUUACCGCUGCAGCUCUGUUCGGGUUCGUCAUAGUUGCAGGUGGCGCGGCGAUUUUGUUUCUGCGACGCCGGCCGGAUGAGCCACCCACGAGAUCCACAGAGUUCCCAGUGCCAAUUCCAUCGUCGACUAUGUCAGUCUCACCAACGGAACCAUCAACAGUUCAGCCCACAAACGUUACUACGGUAUCCCCUGGUACUGGCAACGCAUCUACUCCUGGACCACCUGCCAUACCUGAAUUCAAUACAUUUACUUGCGAUCCAGCGUAUUACUACACCUACUACAUGGAUCGCCGAAGGGGCUUUCUCAUUAUCGGUGCCAAAGACACGUUGUACAAGUUACCACUAAAUAACAUCAACGAUACCGUGUGCGGGGGUUUAACAAAGUCCGCCGAUGGGCCAUCCCGUAGCAACUGCCUAGGGCAACUCCAACAAGAGAAGGUGUGCCACAACUACAUCAAGUUCAUUCUGCCAUUGAAAGAAGGAAGCACGUUGUUAGUCUGUGGCAGCAACGCUCGCAGUCCGGCGCAUUUCGAAGUAUACGCUGACGCUUUCACGGUGGUUCCGGACCUGUUGACCACACUGCCUCAUCAGGCUGAGGGCAUAUGCUCUUCCGAAUAUUUUUGCCAGGAUCUCGGUCUGUGGGUUGGUACUGACCUGUUCACCGCGACGGCUACUGAGGGCAACGCGAAUAAGCAAACAAUAUUGAGGACACGACUUAUAAGGAAUGAUACAUCAUCCACAUCGUAUCAGACCGACCUUGAUGUGAUUUCGACACAUGGUGCUGAACUCUUCAUGAAAGAGGCAGAGUUCAGAGGGAUGUUUGCGAUUGGAGAGCACGUAUACAUAUUCUUCCACGAGGUUCCGCUAGAAACAGGAUCUAAAUCAUCUUUGGUCAGAAAGGUGUAUUCACGUAUCGCUCGUCUGUGCAAGAAUGAUAGAGGCGGCGGACAAGCCAAUUCCUGGACAUCAUUCCUCAAAGUUCGGCUCACUUGUGUAUUGGCCGAGGCGCAUGUCAAAUACUUCGAUUUUCUCGAAGGUAUUUAUAACAUUCCCGGGGAAGACAUUAUUUACGGCAUCUUCAGCAACCGAUUCACCGGCGAAUUUGCGAUUUGUUCGUUCCAACUAUCCAAUAUUACUGAUGCAUUCAACGGGACAUUCCUGAAACCACCGGACCCGACAAUUUACCCAGAUGGGAAGUGGAUUGAUGUAGAUGAAGCUGAUGUCCCCCAGCCGCGUCCAGGACAGUGCGUCAGCGAUUCGCGAACGCUGCCUGUGGACGUGGUCUCCUUCAUUGAUGACCAUCCCCUACUCGCAACUGUUAUCCAGGGUGAUGCUUCUUAUGUCAGCGGUCAGAUGGUGGCUAUUGCCGUCGUUAAGGUGAAGGUUGGUGGAACAUCCUAUUCUGUCAUCUACACUGGUGACCGCGAUGGAAUAAUCUAUCAAAUAGUUGAAAAGAACCCGCAGACAAAUAAUGUCUCUGAACUUGUGGACACGUUUCCAGCCUUUAUCAAAGAACCCAUUUGGAAGAUCGACAUAUCCAAAGAGCACAAUUCGCUCUACGUUUUUUCCGAGCAUGUUGUCAUGCAGUAUUCCCUUUAUGCAUGCAGCGAUCGCUACAGGGAAUGCUCAAAGUGCGUCAGGAAUCCAUUCUGUGGUUGGCAUGCGGCACUGUCUGUUUGUAGGCCUUAUAUCGACAAGUUAGCACCCCUUCGACUUGUAUUGCAGAAGGCACUAACGCGGCAUUCACUUUCAGACCUGGAGCCUCCGGUGAUGCUACUUUACCCAGGGACUACAUAUCGGACCCUCAGUCAAGAACCUGUCGUCCUUGAGGCAUCCCAGAGCUAAGGACUCCGAAAAAUAAUUAAAAACCUCAGAACAGC
This is a messenger RNA of Ornithodoros turicata, 2197 nucleotides long. Its product is annotated as semaphorin-2A-like. The record is from RefSeq and is a predicted model, not a curated record. Gene Ontology annotation, biological process: semaphorin-plexin signaling pathway; positive regulation of cell migration; neural crest cell migration. Bases 222 to 2162 code for a protein of 646 amino acids. The transcript has 14 exons. NCBI's taxonomy places the organism in Eukaryota, Metazoa, Arthropoda, Arachnida, Ixodida, Argasidae. Gene Ontology annotation, molecular function: semaphorin receptor binding; chemorepellent activity.